Messenger RNA from Rosa rugosa (rugosa rose), 1977 nucleotides. RefSeq lists its product as uncharacterized. Bases 382 to 1962 code for a protein of 526 amino acids. The record is from RefSeq and is a predicted model, not a curated record. The transcript has 9 exons. NCBI's taxonomy places the organism in Eukaryota, Viridiplantae, Streptophyta, Magnoliopsida, Rosales, Rosaceae.
CAAUUUUCAGUUCUGCCUUUUCCCUUUCUGGAAGCAUCUCUCUGCACCGACAUAUCUACACCGACAUCAACUCUUGCAGACUAUAAAUUGAAAUCAGCAGAGGCGAAACAGCCCUGAAACGUGAGACAAACAUCUGAGAGGGUUUUCAGGUAGCAAUCCGUUUUUUCGGUAACCUUCUAUAAGUUUCUACCGGGUGUUUUUAUUUUGAGAUCGAGAAAAACAGAUUGGAGACGAAGAGACUAAGGCGAUAGGAAGACUUGCAGUAGUAGAUCAUGCGUUGUUGUGUUGUGAUUGAAAGAAAGACCGGACAGACGAAGACGAUAGGAAGUCUUGCAAUAUUAGAUCUUCCGUUCUUGGAAUCAAAAGAAGAAGGAAAGAGAUAUGGCAGCUGAAAAUGGCAAGAGAGGGAUAAAGAGGUUCUUAGAACCAUCUACCGGUGACAGAAUUGAUCAAGAAAAAUCUGAAUAUGGUCAUGUCAGAUCAAAAAGAUUGAAAAGAAUGUUUCAUCCAGAAAUUGCUGGAGGAUCUAAUGAAUGUCGGAAUGAAAUGCAAUUGAAAGGUGAUGAUGAAAACGCUGCUGAAGGGAUGGCAGCUAAGGAUGCCAAGAAAGGAAAAAAAAGAUUGUCAAAAGAAUCCACUACUAAGAGAGUUAAUCAAGGAAAAACUGAACGUAGUCAUGUUAGAUCAAAGAGAUUGAAAAGAAUGUUUCAUCCAGAAAUUGCUGGAGGAUCUAAUGAAUGUCGGAAUGAAAUGCAAUUGAAAGGUGAUGAUGAAAACGCUGCUGAAGGAAUAACAACUAAGGAUGCCAACAGAGGAAAGAAAAGGUUGUUAAAACGACCUAUUGCUAAGAGAAUUGAUGAAGGAAAAACUGAAUGUAGUCAUGAUAAAUCAAAGAGAUUGAAAAGAAUGUUUUGCCGAGAGAUUAAUGAAAAAGAUAAUCAAUGUCAGAGUGAGACCGAAUUCAGAGGUAAUGCUGAAAAUAGCGUUCAAGAUCAACGUUCGCGACUAUUUGGUCAAGCGUCAUAUCAACAAAACAGACAAGGGUUAACUGUGAAAUACGAAGACUCGGGGGAUAAUGUGUACUCAUGUAACCAUUGUGAUGCAUGCUUUUGGCUUGGAGAAGCUAUUAAAAGAUCAACUUCAAAUGCAUCAAUUAUCUAUACAAAUUGUUGUAGGAAAGGCAAAAUCAAACUUGAAAGAUCAAAACCAACACCAACUUUCCUCGAGCAUUUAUUGAAUCCAGACAAUGGUUCAGAAAGCAGAUCAUUCAGAGAAAACAUAAGAAUUUAUAAUUCAAUGUUUGCUUUUACAUCAAUGGGAGCAAAUAUUGACUACAAAAUAAAUAAUGGUUUAGGUCCUUAUGUUUUCAAAAUUAGUGGUCAAGUACAUCAUUUAAUGGGUUCUUUAUUACCCUCUAAUGGAGAAUCUCCUAAAUAUGCUCAAUUAUAUAUAUAUGAUACAAAAAAUGAAGUUUCAAAUCGCAUUAAUGCAAUUGAUCCGAAUCACAAUAAUGUAAAUAUCAAAUCAAAUAUAGUUGAAGGACUCAUUAAAAUGUUUGACCAAAAUAAUGAAUUAGUAAAAGAAUUUCGAACUAUAAGAGAUAGAUAUGAAAAUGGUUUCAUUCCUACAUUAAAUAUGACUAUACUUAAUCGUCAACCUACUGAUAGCAAACAAUAUGAAACACCAACCAGUGAAGAAAUUGGUGGUUUAAUUGUUGGUGAUAUUGGACAACAUAAUGCAAAUAAAGAUUUAAUUAUUGAAUCAAAAAGUGGUUGUUUACAACGUAUUUCUAAAAUACAUCCAAAAUACAUGUCAUUACAAUAUCCAAUACUUUUUCCAUAUGGUGAAGAUGGAUAUAAACCGAAUUUACUAAUAGAGCAAAUACCUGGAAAUUCUAAAAAAAAAAAGACAACGAAUAUCUAUGCGAGCAUACAUUGCGUAUCAAAUCCAAGACCGAAAUAAUGAAGUAAAAACUUU